CAGACAGAAUCCAAAUCGGUGCCGUGCAGUGCGUAUCCACAUGACAGAUGAGCAAAGCUCCAGCCAACCUGCUAAUUGCCAAAUUAGUUAACCAAUUACCCAUUUCAGCCAUUAUAUGAUGCCAGAAAUCCAUAGCCAAUAAAACUAUUACGGUGACAGUGACAGUGACUGACGUUUCUCCACUCCACCAAACAAACAGCAGCUGCGUUCAAUUACAUCAUAUUCAAGCCUAAGCAACCCCGCACCGAAUCAUUCCUGUCGGCAACAACCAUCGUCUUGCCCCUUGAGCCGCCACUCAGCGGCUAGCAAAUGGAUUUCUAGAGAGAUAAGAAAAGAAAAGAAAAAGAUUCAAGCUUUGGAGAGAGAGAGAGAGAGAGAGAGAGACCGACAAAACAUAAAAGAAAUGUUUUUUAUUUUCACAUAAAAUAAGAAGACUUGGUCUUUAGGAGCAGUCUCAAGCUUUAGAGGAGAUUCAGAAACUCUAGUUUUCAGUCUUUCCUGGCACUUAGCUCACAAUUUGCUCUGUGGCUGAGAGACAGGUAGAGUGUGUCUGUGUCUGUGUUUCAGUGUCAAGUAAUUUUCAGAAAUCCUUUUGGGGGGUCACCAAUGUUGGUUCAGGAACGUACAGCAGCUCCUAAAUCUUCAAGCCCCCUCCCUACCACCCUCCAUACAAACCACAACAACAACCACCACCACCACCACCAGAAUUACCGUUUCUCUCCUUCCAAAUCCCUUGAUUUCUCCACCUGGUUCUCUGAAAACCUCUACAAGAUCAUCAUUUGUUUUUUCCUCAUCGCCACCGUAGCAGCCGUCUUCUUCCUCCGGAAUACUGGUGACACUGCUGCCUUUCUCUAUCUUCAGUCCAAGUCUCAACCCAUUGAGAAAACCCUCCCAUUUCCCCAUAUUAACUGGAAUCACAUCGCACCCAUUGCUGAUAAGACUUCAAUCUAUGCCAAUUUUCGCACCGAGAGAUGGAUCAUUGUUUCGGUCUCUGAUUAUCCCUCUGAUUCGCUUAAGAAACUCGUUAAAAUUAAGGGUUGGCAGUUGCUUGCUAUUGGGAAUUCGAAGACCCCUAGAGAUUGGGGGUUAAAGGGUGCGAUAUACUUGUCAUUGGAGCAGCAAGCGAGUUUGGGAUUUAGGGUUGUGGAUUUUGUGCCAUAUGAUUCUUAUGUGAGGAAAAGCGUUGGGUAUUUAUUUGCUAUCCAACAUGGGGCCAAGAAAAUCUUCGACGCAGAUGAUCGUGGUGAGGUGAUUGGACAAGAUUUAGGGAAGCAUUUUGAUGUGGAAUUAAUUGGGGAGGGAGCUAGGCAAGAGAUCAUAUUGCAGUACAGUCAUGAGAAUGAGAACAGGACUGUGUUGAAUCCUUAUAUUCAUUUUGGGCAGAGAUCGGUUUGGCCAAGAGGGUUGCCACUGGAGAAUGUGGGUGAAAUUGAGCAUGAAGAGUUCUACACUGAGAUUUUUGGUGGGAAACAAUUUAUUCAGCAAGGGAUUUCAAAUGGAUUGCCAGAUGUUGAUUCUGUCUUCUACUUUACUAGGAAAUCUGGUUUGGAAGGUUUUGAUAUUAGGUUCGAUGAGCAUGCCCCUAAAGUGGCAUUGCCUCAGGGGAUAAUGGUACCAGUGAAUUCGUUUAAUACAAUAUUUCAUUCAUCUGCUUUUUGGGGUUUGAUGCUUCCGGUUUCAGUAAGCACAAUGGCCUCUGAUGUGUUAAGGGGCUAUUGGGCACAAAGGCUUUUGUGGGAGAUUGGUGGGUAUGUUGUGGUUUAUCCACCUACUGUUCAUAGAUAUGAUAGGAUUAAGGGAUACCCAUUUUCGGAAGAGAAGGAUCUUCAUGUAAAUGUAGGGAGGCUGAUUAAGUUCUUGGUAGCAUGGAGGUCGAGUAAGCAUAGGUUGUUCGAAAAGAUUUUGGAGUUGAGUUAUGCAAUGGCAGAGGAAGGCUUUUGGAAUGAGCAGGAUGUGAAGUUUACUGCUGCUUGGCUUCAUGACUUGAUUGCUGUUGGAUAUCAGCAGCCCAGAUUAAUGUCAUUGGAAUUGGAUAGGCCACGGGCAAGUAUUGGCCAUGGGGAUCGAAGGGAGUUUAUUCCUCGUAAGCUGCCAUCUGUGCAUCUUGCAGUAGAGGAAACAGGGACAGUGAGUUAUGAGAUUGGAAACUUGAUUCGAUGGAGGAAGAAUUUUGGAAAUAUUGUGCUUAUCAUGUUUUGUACUGGGCCUGUGGAACGGACUGCUUUGGAAUGGAGAUUGCUUUACGGGAGGAUAUUCAAAACAGUGGUUAUUUUGUCGUGGCGGAAGAACGAGGAUCUUGCUGUUGAAGAGGGCAAUUUGGAACUGUUAUACAAGCAUCUGCCCAAGAUAUUUCAUCGGUUUACUAGUGCAGAAGGCUUUUUAUUCCUUAAGGAUGAUACUAUCCUCAAUUAUUGGAAUUUGCUUCAAGCAGACAAGACUAAGCUAUGGAUUACUGAUAAGGUUUCAAAAUCCUGGAGUACUGUGUCAACCAAUGGAAACUCAGAUUGGUAUGGGAAACAAGCAGAAAUGGUAAAAAAAGUUGUUGGUUCAAUGCCUGUUCACUUCCAAGUAAAUUACAAGGAAGCUAUGAAGAAUGAUCAGAGCGUGACGAUAUGCAGUUCUGAUAUAUUCUACAUUCCUCACCAGUACGUAGCCGACUUUGUAGAUCUUGUCAGCCUUGUGGAUGAUCUGGAAAUCCAUCACAAAAUUGCUAUACCUAUGUUCUUUGUCUCAAUGGAUUCCCCUCAGAAUUUUGACUCUGUGCUUAGUAAAAUGGUAUAUAAACCGAAGCCACCAUCUACCAAUUCAACCAUUUAUUCAGCUCAAACACCUGCUGUUCACCCGUGGAAUGUGUCAAGUGAACAAGAUUUCAUAAAGCUGGUAAGAAUAAUGGCAGAAGGUGACCCUCUUCUGAUGGAGUUAGUUUGAAGGUAAAAACAUCUUUUUGAUACUUACAAGAACCAUGGUAGGACAAAGAAGCUUUACCAUUUUGUAACUGUGAUACGAAUUUCUGUUUUAUUUCUUGAGGGUGAGGGCUUUAUUAUUAUUAUUUUUUUCAAUCCCUACUGUAAUUGUAAAUUUUUUUCGAAUUUCUUUGUAGAGUAUCUUGUAUGAUUCGUUUACUGAUAUGGGUAUUCACUUUAAUGAUAAAAUGAUAUGAUCCGAGGCAAUAUCACUGUUUUUUGCCAUCAAA
Messenger RNA from Manihot esculenta (cassava), 3193 nucleotides. Its product is annotated as probable glycosyltransferase STELLO1. Bases 607 to 2928 code for a protein of 773 amino acids. NCBI's taxonomy places the organism in Eukaryota, Viridiplantae, Streptophyta, Magnoliopsida, Malpighiales, Euphorbiaceae. The transcript has 3 exons. The record is from RefSeq and is a predicted model, not a curated record.